CCAAAUCCAACAAAGAGAACAAGACUUGGCCCGACCCCCCCAGCCAAGAAGAGAAGCAGAAGCCCGGCCCCCGGCCCGGGAGGAAAAGGAGCUGAGGUGAGGGGCGAGCCGCCGCCGCCGAAUCCGUCUCCUUCCGUCGUGUCGCUCAGGGAAUCCAAUCGAUCCAUCUCCUUCCACCAGGUUCCCUUCGCCCUCGUUCCUCCUCUCUCUUCUGCGACUGUGCCGCUCCCGUCCAGGUGCCCUGCCGCCGGAGCCCCAUGAAGACCAAGGCAUCCGCCAGCAAGAACGCCGCCGAGGAGGAUGAGGUAGAGCCCAAGAAGAGCCGGUCCUCACGCAGUAACCGCCGCCGAAGACACCGCAACCGCUCCUCCUCCGAUUCUGAAUCCCCGCCGCACAAGCGCUCCAAGAAGCAUAGUAAGAGGAUCACCAAUAAGAAGAGCAAAAGGAGCAAGAUUAGCAGCAGCAGCAGCAGUCGACGCCACCGUCGUAGUCAUAGCCCAAGCCGUAGCCUCAGUAGCAGCAGCAGCAGCAGCAGCAGCCCUUCCUCGAUGUGCAGCAGCAGCGCCUCUGAGAGGUCAGUGAGCCCAGCGCCUAGGAGCAGGUCCAGAGAUGUUAGGAAGAAAAAAGGGAGGGGGAGGGACAGAGAGAGGGAUCGCAAGAGAAGGAAGGCACGGAGAUCGGCCAGUUCCUCAAGCACUUCAGCAAGUAGUGGCAGUAGCCGUAGCAGGAGUAGGAGCAAGAGCAAGCGCAGGAAGCGAAAGACUGUUGCUGGCACCUCAAGUGAUAAGAUUGAAAUAGAUUAUAACAAUCGCCAUGACUCCCAGUCUGAGAAGCACAUGGCUGAGGAUGAUGGCACGGAUGAAAACAAACUUUCUAUUGCCAAGAAAAAAGAACAUGAUAUCGACAGUUACAAGAAGAAUUUGGAAUUGGAUAGCCCACCUCCAAAGAAUGCUAAUGAAACACAAGAGAUGGCACCUGCUGGUGGUGGAAAUUCAGAUGCUGAGGAUCUAGAGCUGAUUCUCAGGCAGAAAGCUCUUGAGAACUUCAGAAAGUUCAGGGCAGCAGGGGUUGCGGCAGGCAAAACAGGUACCAAUGGAGCUACAGGGAAGGAAGCACUGAUAGAUGACCCACAGAGUGCUGGUACAGAAAUUGCUGAAGCAAGGUCUUCUGCUGUUACCCAUUUCCAGAAGCAGGGAAGCAACCUUGUAAUGAAAAAUCCUGCUAGGCCACCUAGAUCAGAGGAUUAUGGGAAUGGUACAAGUCAUUCUUGGAAGCAGGAAGGCAGUGCUGGGAUGAGUAGUGGGGCUGCAUCACCUGGAAUACUUGAGGAUGGUGAUACCGGUGGUCCAACUCAACAGAAGGGAAGAACAGAGGAGGCAACUCAUUCAAAUUGUCAGUUUAGGUCACCACAGGAUGGUAGGAACAGUCUUAGUGUAUUGCAAAGGUUGGGGAGUACUCCAGGGAGUUGUGCUAGUGUAAAUCAAAGGUUAGGAAGCAAUGCAGGGGUGAGUCAUGUGAAUGGAGCUCCAAGGGUUAGAUCAGUUGUGAGCAUACCAACCAGGGAAGGUCUAGAUGGUAGUACAUAUACCACACCCCCUAAGCCCAGUGAGAAUUCUGCUCCUGUCGAAAGCACUAGCGAUGUUGGGCGCCCUCUGAUUGACAUUAACAAAGCCGAAAGAACCAAUGGAGAUGACAGAAAGACAAGUGAAGCUUCAGCCUCUAACGGCUAUAUUUUGCCACCUGCUGAGGGCAAGAGCCAGGCUAGGACUGAGGAUAAAGAUGGUGCUCAGUUUCAGAAGAAGACUUUCUCUAGAAUGCAUGAUGGAGAGACGGUAGAGGUCAGCUACAAAGUGUACAUACCAAAGAAAACUCCGGCCCUUGCAAGGAGGAAACUGCAGCGCUGAAAACGUCAAGAAAAUCAUCAAUAGUUCUCAUUACUUUACUGUCUCCAACAUAGCUUUUAGCUGUGUGUAACUAUUUUCUUCUAGCACAAGUCCACCACCGUAUACUAUGCCUUCUGGAUAUAUUUUCCCACACUGAGAUGACCCCAAGUUGCAGUUUUGCUGGUCGACAGAAGCCUGGAUAUUUGUUAAAACAAGAUGUAUUUGUUGUCGAACUGAAUAAAACGGUUGUACUCUGCCGAAUCAACAUAUUGAGCUGUUAGCAGUUUAUGUAGGAAAGCUAUUUAUUUUUUGGUAUUGGACCCUUGAAAUCUGCAAACAUGCUGCUCAGUUGGUUACUUGGUUAUUGCUUCUAUUAACUAUUGUUGUUGCUUUGCUGCAAA
This is a messenger RNA of Panicum virgatum (switchgrass), 2284 nucleotides long. RefSeq lists its product as uncharacterized. The record is from RefSeq and is a predicted model, not a curated record. The transcript has 3 exons. Bases 258 to 1904 code for a protein of 548 amino acids. NCBI's taxonomy places the organism in Eukaryota, Viridiplantae, Streptophyta, Magnoliopsida, Poales, Poaceae.